CCAACUGCGUCAUCGACACUUGUUUACACUUUUGCCAAGACGCGGAGAGCUUGAAUCAUCACAUCAUACCGAAAAAUACGAAAAUAAAAUGCUCAAAUGAAAUGCACAAAAUACCAAAAUUUAAAUGAGAACUUUCAGAUACGUUAAGUUGCAAAGAAAUGUCCAGUGAAGAUGACCUACAACUCCUUGACCAGCAGUUGGAUUCUCGCCUUCAGCGUCUCCAAGGCUUAUGGAUAUCAUCCAGCAGUGAUCAUGUAGAGUCGUAUAAAGUUGCAACCCAGCAAAGAGUUUCCCAAGCAUCACAUAGAGAACCAAAAGACUGCCUUAGCAAAACCAGUGAGACUAUUACUUGUCAAAAUUCUCACCAAAAAUAUACUGUAGGAGAGACAGUGAAUCAAGGAGAUGCUGUCAUUAAGACAACUGCUCCUUUUUUACAUGGAGAUCAAAAGACUUGCACUGAAAAUGCAGAAUAUCUCUAUUGGGAUACAAAAGCAACUCAACAGGAGUAUCAGCCAUCAGUUUAUAGAGGGAGUGAUAAAACUUGUACCACAGAACAACAGAACAAAACUGGAAUAGAAAAGAGACAACUCUCCACACGUGUUGCAGAAAACUCUAAUGAGCAAGUAAUUGAGGAAAAACAGGAAGCCACAGAUGAUCAUCUUGAAGAGGCAGAAGAUGCCAUAUUCGAUGAGUUUUUAGACCAGUCAACAAGAUACAGGAUAAGCUCAUUGUGUAAGAAAGUGACCCAUCUCAAUGGAACCAUCAGUGUGCUACAGGAAGAGUGUAAAAGACUGUUGAAUGCCAAGAAGGAGGCCUGCACUAGAGCCCACACUUCUGAGACAGAGAGGAGGACCCUGAACAAACAAGUGCUUCUUCUGCAGCAGCAGACCACCAAACUCCAAAAAUCUAAUAAGCAGCUUCAAGAUCGUGUACAGGAGCUGAAUAUUGAGUGCCAAGGAUUGCGGAAGGAACUUUCAAGUCAUCAGCAUAGUGAGAAUGAGCAUCGCAGCAGCCAGUCAUCUUUCCAAGCCCAGCUUACACGAGCUCAUUCAGAAAAUGCUUCCUUGCGUGAGCAGAUAUCUGCACUGAAAAAUAGGCACAAGGAAGAAUUAGAACAGCUCAGAACAGCAUUAGGAAGUAGCAAUAGCAAAGUAAAAGAGUUGGAGAGACAGCAGAGGAACAUGAAUGCUUUAGUUAAGAAGCAAGACAAGCUUAUUGGAGUUCUUAAUGAGCAGAAAAACAAUUUAGCAGCAGCCAAAGCAGCAGCAGGGCUAGAGGAGAAAUUUUUAAACAUCAUCACACCACUACAACCUCAAUAGAUUUUACAUUGUAAUAUACCUAUAUGAAAAAAAGGGACAUUGAAGAAUUUGUUCAUAGUGCCUUUGUCAUCUGUAGAAUCUUCUCUUACUCUAUUUUCCUAGAAUGAGAACAGCUGAGACAGACUGAAUAAGCUAGGGUUUCAUUACUACUUUCUUCUCUUUCUCGAAAGUAAACUAAAUAGCAAUCUCCACUUUUUUUUCUUUUUUCUUUUUUUUACUAUAUCUCAAAGCAAAACAAGGAUUUUACUUGUUAACUUAAUAUAAUUUUAUAUAUAUCUUACCUUCAUGCCUAUCUUUGUAGCCUUUCACUGGCUGUAAGAUCUACAUUAAAUCCAAAUAUGAUAGUAUAUCCGUGUGGAAAAAAGAUCAUGAGAACUGCACUUCGAUAUUUUGAGGGGGCCAUUGCAGUGUAAGAUAUAUUGCCAAUCACAAGUUUAAAGACAAUGUAGUACUUAUUGCAAGUUGCAUGGAAGAAUUGUAAAAGUUACUAGAUAUAGUAAAAACUGCAAGUAAAGAUCACGUACUUUACUUUCAUGUUGAAAAUUGUAUGGAGCAGUAUGAACAAAAAGGUUA
Messenger RNA from Penaeus vannamei (Pacific white shrimp), 1892 nucleotides. Its product is annotated as coiled-coil domain-containing protein 186. The record is from RefSeq and is a predicted model, not a curated record. NCBI's taxonomy places the organism in Eukaryota, Metazoa, Arthropoda, Malacostraca, Decapoda, Penaeidae.